Penicillium malachiteum is the source of this 315-nucleotide messenger RNA. Its product is annotated as putative quinol monooxygenase. Lineage: Eukaryota; Fungi; Ascomycota; Eurotiomycetes; Eurotiales; Aspergillaceae. The transcript is spliced from 3 exons. The coding region runs from base 1 to 315 and encodes 104 amino acids. The record is from RefSeq and is a predicted model, not a curated record.
AUGUCUGAAAUCAAUGUUGUGGCAGUCCUUCACCCUAAGCCUGAGAAACUUAAAGAGGUCACUGCCCUUGUCACUGAUAUAGUGAAGAAAGUACAAGAGAAUGAGCCUGAUACCCUGCUUUAUUAUGCCUUUCAUGUGCCAGAGACAAAUGAAAUUGUGAUUGUGGAAAGAUAUAAGUACCCAGAAGCUGUUCGACUACAUGUCAAAGCUCCUUAUUUUCAAGACUUUGCUGCCAAAAUCCCUGGAUGGUCCAGCCAGCCAUGGGAACUACGAGCUGGAGCAUUCUUGGGCAUACGGGGAGUCUCUCGACUCUGA